AUGUCUCCUGGCCCCGCGACUCUUGCGCCUUGCAACCACUCCACGGCGAAACCAAUCACGCGCCCGUCUUUGGCCUCGGUUAAGAUGACCGAGGAACUUUGGGCCAAUACGGCUGUCAUUGAUCCAUUGGUAGGCAUUCGUCUCAACCUCGAUGGAGGGGAUUUCCCACGACCAAACGGCAAGUUUGAUAAGCACAGCCACAUGGCCUUUAUUCCAAGUCCGGAUUGGAAAGGGUGGAAGGAGCUGGCUAAGCAGGAUGGGCUCGAAGGUGCGGCAAUCCUCGGCCCCGCGAAACGUUCCUGGCGCUGUGGUUACGUAUUUGACGUGUUGCCUGUCGACAAGAAAGCGAUAAUCGCUAUCGUCAAUGUCUUCUUCGUCGACGAGACAAGCGAGAAGCCUGACGUUGGUAUUUCUUUGGCUUGGGAACGGCCAUGGCGGAAAGCGGCACUGAGAAUGAGGCGACUGCUUGAUUGGCAAAAGAGGGCCUGA
Verticillium dahliae VdLs.17 is the source of this 489-nucleotide messenger RNA. RefSeq lists its product as uncharacterized. The transcript has 2 exons. NCBI's taxonomy places the organism in Eukaryota, Fungi, Ascomycota, Sordariomycetes, Glomerellales, Plectosphaerellaceae. The record is from RefSeq and is a predicted model, not a curated record. Bases 1 to 489 code for a protein of 162 amino acids.